AUGCACAUAAUUCGUGGAUACGAUCUCACCUCUGGUGCUGCAGCUCUUGUUUACUGUAUUGUCGUCAGAAAGCUUCAUGGUGACGAAGUUGACGAAUUCAAGCCACACAAUGUUGUCAACACUGUGAUUGGAAAGAAAUGGCCGGCUCUUGGUUUCUGUUCCGAUGCCGUUGCUGGUUUGAUGGCCAUUACCCCUUGUUGGUGCCCUGCAUCUGUAGUCAUUGGCCUCCUAGGUGCCAUAUGA
Messenger RNA from Acaulospora morrowiae, 243 nucleotides. The record is from the annotation of a GenBank genome assembly. NCBI's taxonomy places the organism in Eukaryota, Fungi, Glomeromycota, Glomeromycetes, Diversisporales, Acaulosporaceae.